AUGCCGACAGUUUGGCGGAGAGGGGUGCACUACUUUGAGGGUCUGAAAGCCGCCAAUAUUCCCAAUGAGUUAAUCGAGAAAGGCCAAAGUCGAGUCAUAGACUCUUCCCUCAUUCUGAUUCACGAGAGAGCCAAGCUCAAGGCAGAGCUUCUGUGUGUUUCGGAAGGGGUCGUAGCAUCUGCAUCUCUGAUUGGAGUGUAA
Linum tenue is the source of this 201-nucleotide messenger RNA. NCBI's taxonomy places the organism in Eukaryota, Viridiplantae, Streptophyta, Magnoliopsida, Malpighiales, Linaceae. The record is from the annotation of a GenBank genome assembly.